Anopheles merus is the source of this 572-nucleotide messenger RNA. Its product is annotated as dolichyl-diphosphooligosaccharide--protein glycosyltransferase subunit 4. The coding region runs from base 142 to 276 and encodes 44 amino acids. The record is from RefSeq and is a predicted model, not a curated record. The transcript is spliced from 3 exons. NCBI's taxonomy places the organism in Eukaryota, Metazoa, Arthropoda, Insecta, Diptera, Culicidae. Gene Ontology annotation, cellular component: oligosaccharyltransferase complex.
AGUUCCAGUUGUCACUAAAAAAAAGCGGAGAUUGUUUAUAAAUUUUCUCAACAGUGUUUUGCGCUGCCGUGUCUUGCUUUUGUAAAGCAUUUUUGGACCAUUUUUCAACGCACACACAUCAACCCACCACACCAAGCCAACAUGAUUUCCGAUGUGCAGCUGGCCGUGUUCUGCAACGUUCUCGGGGUGUUUCUCUUCCUGCUGGUCGUCGCAUUCCACUACAUAAACGCCAACAUGGGAAGCAUGCGAGGUGGUCCCGGAUCGAGACACAAAUGAAGCAUUCCUACCUAAUCCUGUACCGCUGCAGCCAACCAUCCAUCUGAUUCUCUCCCCUCCUCUCCUGAUGCAAUGAUGAUGGGGCAUUUCGGAGGGGGUGGACAGAACCACCCUACCACAAACGCAAAGGGACAACAACACCCUCCUCCCCAAGCAGCAAGCAAAAACGUGUCGCAAAAUGUGCAAUUGCUAUAAACAAUUAUUUGUCACCUUUUCCUGCUCCUUCGCUGCAUGAAGGACAACAGAACAAAUAAAAUCUCCUUACCACACACCCGGAACAUUCGGUUCGAAGAGUA